Messenger RNA from Aphidius gifuensis, 1349 nucleotides. RefSeq names its product D-aspartate oxidase (gene Daao1). Gene Ontology annotation, molecular function: FAD binding; D-amino-acid oxidase activity. Lineage: Eukaryota; Metazoa; Arthropoda; Insecta; Hymenoptera; Braconidae. The record is from RefSeq and is a predicted model, not a curated record. The transcript has 5 exons. Bases 281 to 1297 code for a protein of 338 amino acids.
UUAUCAAUUUGAUAAUUGUUUAUUAAACUCAUAAUUGGAGUUUAAUAAUUGUGACUAUUUCUUUGUUUAAAGAUUUUGUUUGAAUAAUGAAUGACAGGCUGAGGUUAUUGUAUGUACAAUUUAACAUACACACACACACACACACAAUAUGAUUACAAUGUAAACCUGGUGAUUGGCGAUAACAGGCGAUAAUGUUAUCUAUUUGUUUAUGCAAUUAUAAAAAAAAUUUAUAUCAAUUGUGUAUUUUUGUCAGUUGACAGACAAUAAACUCGAUAAUAAUAUGAAAGUUGUCAUAGUUGGUGGUGGUGUUGUUGGUCUAACAACAGCAUUACAACUAAAAAAAAAUAAUUAUUUUGCAAAUUCAGAUAUAAAUAUCGUUGCUGAAAGUUAUGAUGACCUGGUUAGUUAUGUAGCUGCUGGUAUAUUUCGUGUUGGAGAUGAUUAUUCUGGACCAACUAAAAAUAUAACAAGAAAAUGGAUAAAUGACUCGUAUGAAUUUUAUGAACAAAUACAAAAAAGUCAUGAAUCAUCUGUUGCUGGAAUUUCUAAAAUAUCAUGCUACAUGUAUUCAAACAUAGCACCCAUCAAGCAUCAUUGGAUGAAACAAGUUAUUCCAGUUUGUCGUGACAUCACACCAAAUGAGUUUAAUCUUGUCAAUGGAAGUUGGAAAUAUGGCUCAUACCUGGAGACAAUGAUAACCCAGUGUUCAUCUUAUCUUCCAUGGGCUCGAAACAAACUAAAUGAAUGUGGUACAAAAUUAUUGACUAAAAAAUUGGAAUCACUUGAUGAACUUUAUGAUGAUUAUGAUUUGAUAAUAAAUUGUACUGGUCUUGGUGCAAAAAGACUGUGUAAUGAUUCACAUAUGAUACCAAUUCGUGGACAAGUUGCCAAGGUAAAAGCACCAUGGUUAAAAGUUUGUUUUUAUUCGGAAUUGGAUACUUAUAUUAUACCUGGUACUGAUGGUUACUGCACACUUGGUGGUACCAGAGAUUUUAAUUCAAUGACAACUGAUAUUUGUCAGCAUACACAUAGAUCAAUUCGUGAAAGAUGUGAACAUUUAUUACCCUCAUUGACAAAAGCUCCAACAGUCAAACAGCUAGUUGGUUUACGACCAUAUCGUGAAGGUGGUGUUAGAGUUGAAAUUGAAAAAACACCAUCUGGACAUCGUGCCAAAGGGAUUGUUCAUAAUUAUGGACAUGGUGGAUAUGGUGUUUGCACAGCACCUGGAACAUCAAUAUUUGCUAUAAAACUUGCUGAAGAUGUAUUUAAAUCUUCAUCAUCAUCAUCAAAACUUUGAAAUUAAAUAAUUUAAAAAAAAAAAACAUGAUAAUUUUGAUAGAUUAUUAUAU